Osmia bicornis bicornis is the source of this 1658-nucleotide messenger RNA. RefSeq names its product GTP-binding protein 128up (gene 128up). Gene Ontology annotation, biological process: cytoplasmic translation. The coding region runs from base 306 to 1409 and encodes 367 amino acids. The record is from RefSeq and is a predicted model, not a curated record. The transcript is spliced from 8 exons. Gene Ontology annotation, molecular function: GTP binding; GTPase activity. Gene Ontology annotation, cellular component: cytoplasm. Lineage: Eukaryota; Metazoa; Arthropoda; Insecta; Hymenoptera; Megachilidae.
AUAGACUUUUUAUAGAAAAGUUAAAACCUCUGUUUUGAGCUUGUUUCAUGUGUGUAAUGCAUUAGAACCGUUGCCAGAUAAAGGCUUUAUACGACCAUUUUCCCUCUAUUUCUGGCAACGGUGAUAUAUUGUCAACACGAUUGUGUGUAUAACCUGUCAGCACGUGUGAAUUCCACUGGAGUCCACGUAGCGGAGUAAAUACUUAUAGUCGAAUUUGUAAUGGAAGAAGACGAAAGAGCUUGAAAAGAACAUAGCUUAAGUAUAUCAGAAAUUAAAGAAUAUACAGUGUAUUUUACUGUUUCAAAAUGAGCACAAUAUUGGAAAAGAUUGCUUCGAUCGAAGCCGAGAUGGCUCGUACCCAAAAGAAUAAAGCCACCUCUGGCCAUUUAGGUUUAUUGAAAGCAAAGUUGGCUAAGUUGAGACGAGAACUUAUCACUCCUAAAGGUGGUGGAGGUGGUGGUGAACAGGGGUUUGAAGUGGCUAAAACCGGUGAUGCUAGAAUAGGUUUUGUUGGCUUCCCCUCCGUGGGUAAAUCUACAUUGUUGAGUACACUUGCUGGAGUAUAUUCUGAAGUAGCUGCAUAUGAAUUCACAACUCUUACUACAGUACCAGGUUGCAUAAAAUACAAAGGAGCAAAGAUACAGCUACUCGACCUUCCUGGUAUCAUCGAAGGUGCUAAAGACGGUAAAGGACGUGGAAGGCAAGUUAUCGCUGUUGCCAGAACUUGCAGCUUAAUAUUUAUAGUAUUGGAUGUAUUGAAACCACUCGGGCACAAGAGAUUAAUCGAACACGAAUUGGAAGGUUUCGGGUUGCGAUUGAAUAAACAGCCGCCGAAUAUUACCUUUCGAAAGAAAGAUAAAGGUGGCAUCAAUUUUCAAACUACGUGCGCACAGUCAGAGCUCGAUUUAGAUUUAGUGAAAAGCAUUCUAUCAGAGUAUAGAAUUCACAAUGCAGACAUCACUUUGCGAUACGACGCCACUUCCGACGAUUUGAUCGAUGUCAUUGAAGGAAACCGCGUUUAUGUACCGUGUAUUUAUUUGCUCAACAAAAUAGAUCAAAUCAGUAUCGAGGAGCUCGAUAUCAUUUAUAAAAUACCGCACUGUGUACCCAUUUCCGCUCAUCACAAAUGGAACUUUGAUGAUUUGCUUGAAAAAAUGUGGGACUACUUGCAGCUGGUCAGAAUCUACACCAAGCCUAAAGGUCAGCUUCCGGAUUAUAAUUCCCCUGUGGUGCUAAACAGAGAGAGGAGAACCGUGGAAGACUUUUGUAAUAAACUUCAUCGAUCCAUCGCGAAGGAGUUCAAAUACGCUCUUGUAUGGGGAUCGUCCGUGAAACACCAGCCUCAAAAAGUAGGAAAAGAUCAUGUGUUGUGCGACGAGGAUGUUGUGCAGAUUGUGAAGAAAGUUUAAUUUUCUCCAAUUUAUGAUGCAUAUUUUUAAAGAACAUUGUACGUACAUUUGAAUUGAUGUAUCUUCGCUUAAAAGAUCAUGUAAUAUUUUUAUUUUUGAUGUAAUAUAAGGCGUGAUGAAGGUUAGGGAAAUACCGCAUAAAAAGAAAAAAGAAAAUGAUCCAAUCAUUUUGGUAUGUAUCUGAGAAGAAAUAUAUAAUAGAAAUGGUUGAAAAAUAGUUUUUUACCGAAUAAACAGUAUACAGUUCAA